Astyanax mexicanus (Mexican tetra) is the source of this 1727-nucleotide messenger RNA. It is a transcript of the gene oser1, whose product is annotated as oxidative stress responsive serine-rich 1. The transcript has 4 exons. Gene Ontology annotation, biological process: cellular response to hydrogen peroxide. The record is from RefSeq and is a predicted model, not a curated record. NCBI's taxonomy places the organism in Eukaryota, Metazoa, Chordata, Actinopteri, Characiformes, Acestrorhamphidae. The coding region runs from base 375 to 1322 and encodes 315 amino acids.
AAAGUGUGCGCUGCUGCAUAGUCACUGUGCUGCUCCGGCUGUAAACAACAGACUGAGAUCCAGAGAAGAGUCUAUAGAAUAGCAAAAUUUACACACACGCCACGGUCCGCGGCGAGGUUCACAUGUGAGAAACCCUGUGCUGUUGUAACGCCGCGCAGUUUCGGCCGGAUUGGCGUAAAUUAAAAAAAAAACAGGGAGGCUUUUACACGGUAAACAGAACCGUAGCAGCCGGAGCUUAGCAUUAGCUUAGCGGAGAGGACCAGAGGCCUAAUACAGGCGGGAGCCUGGUUUCGCUGCAUGCCCGGACUGAAGCUUCUGGGCUGGGUCUUUCGGGCUGGAGCCCUGUAGCCUUCUAGGCCCUGUAAGGCACUAUUAUGGCCACUGUGAAGACUGGAGGAAAGGAGUGUGAAGAGGAGACACUACAGACUGCCUUUAAGAAGUUGCGUGUGGAUGCUGAGAGCUCUGGAACCACAGUGCACGUAUGCGAGGCCUUGGCAUCCAGAAAGGGACCUCGAAUCAGCACAGAUGGAGGCAAGCCCAAGAUUACUUCUCCAAAGGAGAACUGGCUCGGAUGCACACGAAAGUCCCCCAGAGGCUUAGUGAGAAGCCAGAGAAGGAGAAGAUCAAAAUCCCCCAUCCUCCACCCACCGAAGUUUACUUACUGUAGCUCCAAAAUGUCCACUCCUCCUGUACACCUUAAACACAAGAGCACUCCAGAGCUGGAGACUUCUGGUGCCUCUCUGGGGAUUUUAGCUAAGAAGGAGCUUCUUCCUUCUGGUCCCUGUUCUGUUUUUGGGGUUGCUGGUUAUGAUACACCUGUCACAGUUGCUUUAGAGAAACGAAGUUCCCCUCUCCUCCGCACUGGGACCCCUUCGGAUGAUGAGAGCAGUUCUGAGGGAGGGUCUUGCCCAGGAAAGGAAUGUUCUCAAGCUCUUUCAGAGGAGACUGGUGCUGCAGCGACUGUUUUGUCUGACUUUAAGUCUCUGUGCGAGCUUCAGGAGAAUGCUCACUGCUCAUGUUGCCAGGGAGAGUGCCAGUGCUCUGCAUGGCAAGGCGUGGAAGUCUAUUCGUUCACAGGCCUCCGAGACGUGAUUUCUGAAUGCGAGAGAAAGCUGCCUGGUCCUCCUGAUGUGACUCAGAACUCCAGAACUGGAAGCAACAGUGGUGCUGUACCGGGGGCGUCCACCUCACCUCGUUCAUGCUCUGAACAGGCUCGUGUCUACGUGGAUGACAUCACUAUAGAGGACCUCUCAGGCUACAUGGAAUAUUACCUUUACAUCCCUAAAAAGAUGUCUCACAUGGCUGAGAUGAUGUACACUUAAAUCAUUCAAGGAAGUAUUUAAAAUAAAAAUCUGCAUACUGAUUAGUUGUGAGGUUGUUUGGUAAAUUGGAGAAUUAUUACAGAUGAAUAUUGUGUGUAAUAAAAGAUGGGAAUGUUUAUAGAAAACAGCUUGGCAUGAAGACAUUAUUUAAGUUUAUUUUUUUUUUUUUAAACUGACUAGGAAACACUAAUGACUAACUUGUCAAUUGAUUUUUCUUUUUUCUUUAUUUUUUGUUACGUUUGCCUGGUUUCUAUACAAAAGUGCCAAAGCUCUGUUGCAGAGAUUCAUGUUUGAUUUUACUGGUAUAUGCAAAAUUGGAAUGCCAAGUAAAAUUUCUUAAUUACCAUGUGUUGUUUUUUUCAUUUCCACAUUGGUUCAUAAUAAAACAUUUCUUCUGGGGAAGGA